Molecule: messenger RNA, 1881 nt
Organism: Xiphias gladius (swordfish)
Lineage: Eukaryota; Metazoa; Chordata; Actinopteri; Istiophoriformes; Xiphiidae
Gene: wipi1
Product: WD repeat domain, phosphoinositide interacting 1
Exons: 8
Coding region: 48-842 (264 amino acids)
Biological process (GO): nucleophagy; protein lipidation; protein localization to phagophore assembly site
Cellular component (GO): cytosol; extrinsic component of membrane; phagophore assembly site membrane
Molecular function (GO): protein binding; phosphatidylinositol-3,5-bisphosphate binding; phosphatidylinositol-3-phosphate binding
Source: RefSeq, a predicted model, not a curated record
UUUUGUCUCCUAUAUCAUAUUCUUGGUCAUUUCAGAACACAGUGACAAUGAUCCCAGCUCAUGACAGUCCCAUGGCAGCUCUCACCUUCAACGCUCCGGCCACCAAACUUGCUAGCGCCUCAGAGAGAGGCACCGUGAUCCGAGUGUUCUCCAUUCCUGAAGGCCUGCGUCUGUUUGAGUUCCGCCGGGGCAUGAAGAGCCCUGAUGGCCAGUUCCUCUGUGCUUCCAGCAACACAGAGACGGUGCAUAUCUUUAAACUGGAACAACUGGGACCAAGUGGAGGGGAUGAGGCUGCCACCUGGACAGCCUAUGUGGGGAAGAUGUUCUCAGCAGCCAGCAGCUACCUCCCAGCUCAGGUAUCUGGCAUGAUGAGCCAGGACCGGGCCUUCGCCACCGUUCACCUCCUCUCGUCUGGCCAGAGAAACAUCUGCACCAUGACUAUGAUCCAGAAGCUUCCACGGCUGCUGGUGGCCACGGCCAACGGCCAGCUGUUCAUCUAUAACAUUGAUCCAGUGGAUGGAGGCGAGUGCAUGUUGGCCCACAAACACAGGGUCUUUGGUGUUGAUGAUGACAAAGGUGAAAGAACAGAGUCAGAAGGGUCAGAGGUCACAGGGCCACCACAGGCCUGUCCAUCGUAUGCUGCAACUGCUGCCUUACCAGCCUCUAGACCUGUCAGUGCGACCCUCACUGGGUAUUCUGAAGAUGGCGGGGCAAAGAAAGGCGAAGUCAUUCCAGAGCAUGAGUUUGCUGCUGGACCUGUGUGUCUGGACGACGAGAACGAAUUUCCCCCUAUUAAUUGGUGCCGCAACGGGACUGGAAGUGGCCAGGGGAGGCGCUCUUGAGUGGGUAGAAGGACAGAUGGACAAACAGACAGACAGGCGGACAGACAGGCACCAAGUGAGAUGGACAGGAAAAAGAAAAAAAGUCUUUCAGGGUGCCAAGUUAUUUUUUCAUUUAGAGAGAAAAUAACAUUGAUUGACUUUAACAUUUGAAGUUGACAUGGAAAACAAAACACUGACCAAGAAGAAGUCAAAUAGUAAUUUUAGCAAGAACCACAAUUUGGUCCUCAUGUUACAUAAUUAUUGUAUUAAAGCUACACUUCCGAUUUUGUCAUAGUACCGACAGUACCUUUUAAACUUCCUGUAAGCUGACUGUUGAGUUUCAGAACAUCAUCUGGGAACUGGGAGGGAAUAUCAGAACUUUUAGGUGCUGUCGGCUACUUCAAAGAAAUCAGGGAGUUUGUCUUAAAGGAGUGUUUUAUGAAAAUAUGCGGUGCAUGCUGGAGCAGAAAUAUAACCACAGUUUUCUAAGGUUUAUUACUUGACAAAUUUUUAUUAAGUUGCAUUAUUGUAGCAGCAUUUUUAUUUUUCUUGUCAAUAAUAUCUUAUAUUACAAAUUGUUCUUGUUUUUAUUCUGUAUUGUAUUUUACUGCAUUGACAUGUAUUAAAUGUUUCUGUGUUUGCCACCGGGAGACAUUUCAGAAGGUGUGUAUGUACUGUAUGUUUGUUUGUGCCUAAUAUCAUUUAUUUUGCUAAGUGGCCAAGAGCAAAACAAGUCAAAGAAACAAAGAAAUAUAUAAAUAAAAAAAGAAAUAUAGAGUGGAGUAAUAAUGAACCUAUGCAAAGCAAAGAAUUUGUCUUGUUUUCAUGUAAUGUAUUAUAUUUUUUAACUUGAUAAGGAGCUUUUAGAUGAGGUAUUUAUUGACAUACAUGGCUAUGGGUGUUUAUGGUUAUUUAAGUGAGGUCAGACACAGGUUAAAAGAUAUUCACAGUUGUUAAAAAUAUUGUAUGUGUGUUUAACUGCCAAUACACAGUGACCUAUUCAAUAGUCUCACCAUUCUAGGCUUUGAUUAACUACAACAGCACAAGGUUAUGUACCUAG